Miscanthus lutarioriparius is the source of this 492-nucleotide messenger RNA. The record is from the annotation of a GenBank genome assembly. NCBI's taxonomy places the organism in Eukaryota, Viridiplantae, Streptophyta, Magnoliopsida, Poales, Poaceae.
AUGGUGCACGGGAAGCUGGAGGUCCUUCUCGUCUCCGCCAAGGGCCUCGAGGACACCGAUUUCCUCAGUAAACCUCUCCUCCCCUCUCUCAUAGCUUCCUCCGGCCGAUCUCCUUCCCUGGUCGCAAAAGUUCCUCUCUGUCUUGGUCGCUUGCUGCUCUGCUCUGUGAGCCAUAACAUGGACCCCUUCGUGAUCCUUACAUGCCGCACCCAGGAGCAGAAAAGCAGUGUCGCAAAUGGAGCAGGAAGCGAGCCUGAAUGGAACGAGACCUUCAUCUUCACCGUCUCUGACGAUACCCCACAGCUCCAUCUCAAGAUCAUGGACAGCGAUCUCACUAACGAUGAUUUCGUUGGUGAAGCAACCAUCCCCCUGGAGGCUGUGUUUCAGGAAGGCAGCCUUCCUCCGGCAGUUCAUCCGGUCGUCAAGGAGGAGAAAUACUGCGGAGAGAUCAAGCUUGCACUCACCUUCACUCCAGCAGCGGUAUAUCACUAA